Molecule: messenger RNA, 2049 nt
Organism: Dipodomys ordii (Ord's kangaroo rat)
Lineage: Eukaryota; Metazoa; Chordata; Mammalia; Rodentia; Heteromyidae
Product: leukocyte immunoglobulin-like receptor subfamily A member 6
Exons: 14
Coding region: 40-2049 (669 amino acids)
Source: RefSeq, a predicted model, not a curated record
CGGCUUCCCGGCAGGCAGCACAGGCGCUGUGCGCACAGCAUGGCCCUCGCACUCGCAGCCCUGCUGUAUAUUGGCCUGAGUGUGGACUCUGCAGCCCAAGGUCAAGGGGGAAGCCUCCCUAGACCGGUCCUCCGCGCUGAGCCCAGCUCUGUGGUUGCCCAGGGAAGCGCUGUGACCUUGUGGUGUAAGAGGGCCUGGAAGUCCCAGAAGUUCCAUCUAUACAAAGGAGACAAAUAUAGGUGGGCCUUAAAAAUCCCAGGCACACCUGGGAAGAGGACCGCCUUCUUCAUGUGGGCCAUGACAAAGGACAACGCUGGGCGCUACUUCUGUUUCUACCUGAGCCCUGCUGGCUGGUCAGACCACAGUGAGCCCUCCAGGGUGGUGGUGACAGAAAAUACUUCAAACAGUUUUACUUUACCCUCAGAACCAGACUCCAGACCUAAGUGUCCCACUGGGGAUCACACAGCCCAGAACCUCCUUCGCCUUGGCCUGGCACUCCUGGUGCUGGUGGCGCUGGUGUGGCUGCUGGCUGAGGACUGGCUGAGCAGGAAGAAGCACAGGCUGGAGCUGCAGGCUGGGGAUGUGGGAGAUGGCAGACAGCUCGGUGGCCCUGGAACAGCCCAUGACCUCAUGGUGCCCGACUUUCAUCUGAACCUGAGACGCCUGCCCUGGCCCAGCCGCUGGCACUAUGGCCGGGAUGGCCGCUGCCCCAUUGGCCUGUUCUUCUUCUAUGCCCUGGCUUGUGUCCUGGUGCUGUGCUCCAUGCAGGUGAGUACUCCGAGCCCCUGGCUGCCCAGCUUGUCCUACCUGGCAUCCUCCGUCUUCUCCACCCUCAGCCCCUGGGUGUUCGUGUGCAGCGAUGCCCGUGUCUCCUGGCUCCGCUCUUCCGGUGGCUCGGGCAUUUUCCCCACUCCCCCAUAUCCUGUGCAUCUUGGGCAGGCUGAGCCCAGCGUUUGCCAGGCCCCACACUGGCCUGGGAGCCCCUGGGCCAUGCCGUCCACGCUCCCUGCUCUGCUCUGGGCCGGGCUGUGCCUGAGCCAGAUCGGCGUGCAUACACAGACUCUCUCGAAACCCACCAUCCAGGCCAUACCCAGCCACCUGGUUCCGGUGGGGAGCCGGGUGGAGAUCUGGUGCCAGGGAGUACGGGGGGCCGUGGAGUACCAGCUGCACUUUGAAGGUGGCCUUCAUGCAGUGGAGAGACCCAAGUCACCGAGAUCGGAGAGCAACGCCAGGUUCCUCAUCUCAGUCGUGAGUCAGGGCAGCGCCGGGCAGUACAGAUGCCUCUACUGGAGCGGAGAGCUGUGGUCCGAGUACAGUGACCUGCUGGACCUGGUGGUGACAGGACUAUACGACACGCCCACCCUCUCCGUCCACCCGGGGCCCGAGGUGGCCAUGGGGGAGCCUGUGACCUUCCGCUGCCAGCUGGACAUGGCCACGAACACGUUCUUCCUGAUGAAGGAGGGGUGGCCCAGCCCUGAGCAGCUCCGCUUCGGGAAUCUCCAGGCCGAGUUUCCCAUGGGCCCUGCUACCCGAUCCCACCGGGGGACCUAUCGAUGCUUUGGCUCAUACAACAACCAUUUAUGGUCUUUCCCCAGCAACCCUGUGAGGCUGGAGGUCACAGGGGAUGUUGGAAACACCAGCUUUGCCCCCACAAACCCACCCACCUCCUCUCCUGGUCCCUGGCAGGCCUUCAACUCCAUCCCAGGGUGGGGACUGCAGCAGGACUUCACCCCUGGGGAUCACACAGCUCAGAACCUCCUUCGCCUUGGCCUGGCACUCCUGGUGCUAGUGGCCCUGGCAUGGCUGCUGGCUGGGGACCGGAUAAGCAGGAAGAAGGCGCAGGCCGGAGCUGUAAGCUGGGGACGCAGCAGAUGGCAGACAGCACGGAGGCCCUGGAUGGAUGGCAGGAGCCGCGGUGCCCAACCGGGAGGAGAAGCCGGGACCCUGAGCUGCCUGAGCUGUGAUGGGCAGACUGAGGGGGGCACUGCAGGAAACGGGGAGCCAUCGCCCGGAGUUGGGUUGGAAGGGGUUCCGUGUCCUUGUCCAUAA